This is a messenger RNA of Neogale vison (American mink), 1556 nucleotides long. RefSeq names its product linker for activation of T cells family member 2 (gene LAT2). Bases 27 to 701 code for a protein of 224 amino acids. Gene Ontology annotation, biological process: B cell activation; calcium-mediated signaling; B cell receptor signaling pathway. Gene Ontology annotation, cellular component: plasma membrane. The transcript is spliced from 13 exons. NCBI's taxonomy places the organism in Eukaryota, Metazoa, Chordata, Mammalia, Carnivora, Mustelidae. The record is from RefSeq and is a predicted model, not a curated record.
GGGCCCGGCUCUCAGCGCUGCCGGACAUGUGGCCAGGAGUGGACAUGAAUGUGGAGAGCGAGCUGCUGUGGCCCGGGGUGGCCCUGUUGCUGCUGCUGGGGACGGUGGCCAGCUUGUGCGUGCGCUGCUCCCGCCCAGCGGUGAAGAAGUCUGAGAAGAUCUAUGAGCAGAGGAGCCCGGAGGAGAGUCAGCAGAACUUUGCGGUGGCCCGGACCUAUUCUUUGGUCAGGCAAGCCUGGCCUGGGGCCCUGGUGGACAUGGACUCCGACGUGGCCCCAACAAGGAAGGACAAGCUGCUGCGCUUCUCCCCCAGCCUGGAGGAUUCUGAGUCCUCCAGGUACCAGAACUUCAGCAAAGGGACCAGACGCGGACCCAGAUCCGGCCCCGAAGCGGCCCACCCAGACCCCAUUUCCAUGGACUAUUACAACUGGGGGCAGUUCCGGAAGCCCCCGGAAGAUGACGACAACGAGGAUGCCAAUUCCUACGAGAACGUGCUCAUCUGUACGCAGAAGGAACCCGACUCAGGUGACGAGGGAUCGGAGGAUUACCAGAACUCUGCAUCCAUCCGGCAGUGGCGGGAGUCCAGGAGGGCCGUGGAGCGAGCCCCGAGGGAAGAGCCUCUGACCCUGGCAGGCAGCCCAGACGAGGACGAUGAGGACCCUGAUUACGUGAAUCAGAGCGUGGCAGCCCCAGAAGCCUAGGAAGGCUCUGGAAGGAAGGAGCCGAGGGAGCCACUAGGCCGAGGGCUGUUUACUGGCCCCCUAGGGUCACUUCUCUCUCGGGAGCUGCCCAACCUCUAGACAGCCCAUGGUCACUCCUGGGAGAUGCACCGAGACGUCCAGAGGACCAUCCGUCAGGCCGUGGGGGGCCGGCCGGGGACAGGACAGUUAUACGGGGAAAUCAGCCCCUGGCCUGGCUUCUGCGAGAGCCCAAGGCUGAGGGCAGCGUGGCUCCUGCCCUGCCCGAUGCCCCGGGGUCACGGCGAGCUACCUUCCUGUCCCCACGUCUGAGAAACACCGCAUGUCACUGGGAUUCCUGUGCCUUUUUGCUUCGGAUUCAGAUUCCAAAUUGCUGACUCGUGUCGAUGGCUGGGGUCUUUUUUGUGAGCCGUGGACGUGGACAGUUAAUUUAUGUGGGUGGGACCGUAUUUAAUAAUCUACAUCCCCGGGUGCAGAGCGUCGCCUGUCUCGUCUCCUGGAAGCAUUACACGUCAUGGCCGCCGUCGGGGGGCCCCCAGAGCCCCAUUCUUCGGGCCUCAGUCCACUUGGAAGCGGUGAAGCUACAGGACAGCCCUUCCGUGGGGACGUCUGCUGUGGGCAAAGCACGUCGUGUUUCUGGAGAAGGAGCAGCACAGAGCGGCUGAGUGGCGCCUCUCUCCGUUGUCCCCGAGUCCUCCCCGGCCCCAGGACUGGACUCGCUGAGCUGAGCAGGAACCCAGCUGCCUCACUGCAAGCACAGGGGCCUCCAGCGACCUACGGAGGCUGAUAAAGCCACAGCCAGAGGGACUAGAUGUUUCCUUCAACUGAAACGUCUCAAUAAAGCCUGUUCUUACUAGA